This is a messenger RNA of Zygotorulaspora mrakii, 594 nucleotides long. It is a transcript of the gene BET3, whose product is annotated as TRAPP complex core subunit BET3. The transcript has a single exon. Lineage: Eukaryota; Fungi; Ascomycota; Saccharomycetes; Saccharomycetales; Saccharomycetaceae. The coding region runs from base 1 to 594 and encodes 197 amino acids. Gene Ontology annotation, cellular component: TRAPP complex; cytosol; cis-Golgi network membrane. Gene Ontology annotation, biological process: endoplasmic reticulum to Golgi vesicle-mediated transport; intra-Golgi vesicle-mediated transport. The record is from RefSeq and is a predicted model, not a curated record.
AUGUCUAGUAAAUCAUCAGGAUCAGCACAGCUGAGGUCUCUCAAGAUUAUGGGAGAGGACGUGUGGAAAAAUAGAACAGAGAAGGUUAACGCAGAACUCUUUACUUUAACAUACGGUUCCAUUGUAUCACAACUUUGCAUAGACUAUCAACGAGAUUUCCAAAAAGUUAACAAACAGUUAUUUAGUAUGGGUUAUAAUAUAGGAGUAAGAUUAAUUGAAGAUUUCUUAGCAAAAACAGCAUUGCCUCGUUGUGAAAAUAUGGUGAAAACGAGUGAAGCCAUAAGUAAAUGUGCAUUCAAAAUUUUUCUUAAUAUGACACCACAAGUAACUAAUUUUUCACCUGAAAAAGAUGCAUUUUCUCUCAUCAUUGAUGAAAAUCCACUGAGCGAUUUUGUUGAAUUACCUAUGGAUGCAAUGAAACAAUUGUGGUACUCUAAUAUUUUAUGUGGAGUAUUGAAGGGUGCAUUGCAAAUGGUUCAACUAGAGUGUGAUGUAUGGUUCAUAUCAGACGUGUUAAAGGGUGAUGCGCAUACUGAGUUAAGAAUAAAACUAAACAAGGUUUUGAAGGAUGAAAUACCCAUUGGUGAAGAUUGA